Messenger RNA from Tachysurus fulvidraco (yellow catfish), 6998 nucleotides. It is a transcript of the gene topaz1, whose product is annotated as testis and ovary specific TOPAZ 1. The record is from RefSeq and is a predicted model, not a curated record. Lineage: Eukaryota; Metazoa; Chordata; Actinopteri; Siluriformes; Bagridae. The transcript has 19 exons. Bases 421 to 5460 code for a protein of 1679 amino acids. Gene Ontology annotation, biological process: spermatocyte division; spermatid development.
GCACAACUUCCAAGUACUACUAAUUUACCUCAGGCGGUGAAUUUAAUUCGGCGAAGGAAAAUGUUCAGCAAAUCAGUUAUUCAUCAUAAGGGUGGUACAGGAAUCUUUCAUUUUCUUUACAAACAGAAUAUAUUUGUAUCUGAGCAGGUUUAUAGACAACACGGCCCCAGUGUAUAGAAACAAGACUGUAGCUAGCUAAAUUAGCAUCAACACGACGCUAGCUGUUUACAUUAAUGCCAAAAUUGAGCUUAUAACUGGCUGUACACGCUAACUGAACAGAGGAAAUAGUUACUAAGCUGUUUUGGUUUUAUGUUUUCUUUGUUUAAAAAAAAAAGGGUCGUAAAAGUGCUUUUGUGCUGUUAAGUUAGCAGGUUAUUUGAAGGUUCGUGCGCGAGCUGUGGCACGAGCUUCAAUCAAGACAUGCAGCAAUCAAACGGAGGUCCACGUAUAAAGCUGAACCGAAAUGCGUUCAAGCUUGAGCAAGGCUUGGUGCCGAAAAAACGACGCCUUACAAGGUUGUCGGUGUCGGGCUGCAACGAUUCGGUUGCUAGUGUGCACGCUACCGAUUCAAAGGAAUCGGCAGCAAGUUCUGGAUCUGUGCCACAUGAACCCGCCUCACCAGGACCGCAGGACGCGCAUCAACAAGAACCGUCACGCGUUACAUGUUAUAAACAAGGGCUUCCGAUGUCCUAUACGUCGGAGCCGCGUCGGGCUACAUGCACGCUCGCGGACUGCAAUAGAAAUAAUAACAAUAAUACGUUGCGGCGCAAACAAAUCCGCUGUCACGUGCAUUUAGCGUUACGUUUUUGCGGCAGUGAGAAAUCCGCGAAGAUCUCAGAGGGCCAACAGAGGGUGUCGUACACCGUGUCGCGUUACGUGAACCGAGUCAACACGUCCAGCUCGAGCGAGGACGUGAUCGAGCCGAAUGCAGGAUCCGAGGGAAAGUCGGUAGCUAAUCAGGGUGUGAGUAGGUCUGGGGUUAAUACGGAAGAAACACGACUAGGGGCUCCUGUGAAGAAAGAUGGACAAGCUGCUUGUCUUAGAUCAAAUUUUAAUAGGAAAGCUGGGCUGAGGAAACACUUUGGUUCAAUCUCAAGACUUGGUUCAGGGAGACAAGUCAAACGAUCUGUUAAAAACGCAUGCUGUGCCUUGUGCGGUGAUGUAAAGUAUACCCCUCCCGCUCCUAAAAAACUAGCUCACGCUUGUAAAGCUGGAUCAAGGCACCCGAGCCAGCCAAGAAGGCUGGAACAGUCCGUUGUUUACCCUGUGGCACAGGCUAAGAUGACAACCAGGCUGAUUAUCUGGUUCAGGAGGCACCUCAAUGUGAAACUCUGUGAUAUAGCCCAUGUGUUUGACGUGACCUCGCGUGACUUCUCGUGCAUUUUGCCAGCGGUGCUGCUUCAAAAGAUGAAGCACAAAAAAGUAAAAUGCUUCAGCAAAGAAUUCAGAUCGCUGAUGCGCCUUGAUUCUCAAGGCAGUGGGAACUGUGGGAAGUGGAUUGGCAACCAAUCCUGGGAGGUGUGUACUACAACCAAUAGUUGUGCUUCUCUCUCAUCAGGUAAUCAAGUUUUGGGAUUUUCUGUUGGUGAUUGGAAAUUGGACGUAGCAGAAGAUAUUGAGGGGUUGUCUGAGUCUUCGAAUAAGAACGCUCUGAGGAUGCCAGACUGUGAGAGAAUUAGACUGUCCCCUGCUGUGGGGACUGCAUGCGUACUCUUAAAACCUGGGGCAGCUCAGCAUUGCAUUGAGACUGCUGAUUAUGGGGCAGAAGGUUCAAGGAUGGCCUCUGAAGUUCAAGAGGACAAAACUGCACCAGUACACCGUGUACCCCCUUUGUUUCUACGGCGUGUUCAUGCCUGCAAUGGUAUUAGUUCUUCUCAAAACCUUCAACAUGUGGAUUUAUCUGACAAGUAUAUAGUUAGUGAGACAGACACAAGUGACAGAUGUCUAGUGGAAAAUGGAUUGAAUGCAAGGCCAGAGGGUGAUGAUGACUGUCCUGAUUGUUUCUCCUGCCAGAGAACUACUGCUUAUGUAGCAAAGCCCCAGUUUUCCUGUGCACGCACUUACAGGUCUUGGCCAUUUCCCAGAAAUGGACAUUCUUGCAAAAUGAUGCCAUUGGUCCGUACUGGCCCUCGAUGGAUUGUGAACACAGACGCUUCAGAAGGCACAAAUUAUGUGAUCGAUAACAUGCAAGUAGGUUUCAUAACAACUUCUGAAUACAGUGUUGAGAAGAACAUGAAAGAAAGUGUUAUAGGUUUUGAACCACAUGAUGGGAGUGUUCUGGUUCAAAAUAGUCAAGUGCUAGUACAACCCACAACGCAGUUUGACCAGGUGUUUGACUCUGCAACUCCUAAGGAGACUUCAAAAGAUCAAUCAGAAGGCCAUAAAAAUCCAGUAAAAGAUUUAACAUCAGUUAGUACUGAUGGAGAAUGCACCAAACACAACUGCACUGUAUUUCAGCAGGACCCAUCUAGUCUUGGUUCUGUACAUGUCAGUGAUUCUCAGCCUGUGGAAGUCAUGAACACGAACACGUUAAUGGUGAGUCCUGUUGCGUCGAUCAGUACUAUGGAUAUCAAAUCUGUUGAUCUUGCCGAUUCCUCCAUAAAUAGGGCACAGAGCUCCAUGUCAAGUGGGUGUCUUGAGGAUAAUGAGAAUGGAACAGAGAAUCCCCUUCCAGACCUCCAACAAAGUGCUUUUCAAACUUCACAUAUUCAGCAUUCCAGAGAAGAACCACAGACCCCCACUGUGAUGGUACACUACAGUGUGGAACCAAAACCCCCUUCCACAAUAAUGUCUCAAUCCAACGAGGAGCAGAUUUGUGAUCCUGACAUUGAGAAUAGAAGUCCCUGCAGCCUGAAUAUUUUGUACACCAACACUACUGAGGAAAGCACUUCUUCCAGAACAUGCACUGGAAGCAGUACCCAGGACACACCCUUCAAAUCCCCGACAAACAGAGAUUUCCUUUCCUCUAGUGACAAAGAUUUCCGUAGCAUGUGCCCUGCUGAAAGAUCUGAGGAAGGUGCCACAGAAUGUUCACUGCUACAAGAUGAGAUGCGCAAGAUUGACAAGGCUAACAGAAGUCCUUCACCUCCCCCUAUUCCAGAAGGCUCAGUGGUUACCGGUAAUGACCUGGAUGUUAUGCGAGCUUAUGAGGACGAUGCCAUUGUGCUCGAUGUAAUUCAAGAUGACCCAGAUCUCUUUGGGGACAUCGCUAUGAGUUCGGUAGGAACGGCCUCAAAAGCCAAUCCAGCUGCGCUUCAGAGAGGAAAGAACACGUGCAUGCAGACUGACAAGACAAGCUUGGUCAGAAGACCAGGAAGGAUCGUCUGGGGCUUGGAGACAAAAAGGAAAACUGUCCAGACUGGUGGUGAUGUCCAUGUGGAGAAUAAUGAUGAUUUUUGCCGAGCAGGAGAGGUGGACAAACUGGCUAUGAGCUCCAAAAGUCAGCUUACGUAUGGUACAGAUUGUGCACCACUUACCCCAGUAGUCCAGAAAGAACAGAUGGUUCCAGAUUUUAAUAAUAACCUAAAUAAUAUACAAACUGCUGAUCUGUAUGUCAAUACAGUGAAUCCUGGAUGGACGUGGCCGGAGGGCGAUGCACACAACAAUGUUCAUACUACCUCAGGGAAAGAUAUCAACAUUGUGAGACCAUCGCUACCUUCUUAUUGCAGGUACUACUUCAGUGAACAUCACACAUGCUUAAGGAGUAUUUGCUGGUUCCUUCAUGCACCCAGGAAAGAUGAUGAAAAGUUUUGCAUGGAUAUUGUGCAGAAGUUCUGUUGUGUUGGAAAUCCUCCUUUGGUCCAGCGAGCAGCGGAGAUUUUUGUUUCUUAUUACCGGGCCAGUUCUCCUGCUGUGAGUUUUAGUGAGAAUGUUGUGAAACAGUUGCUCUCAUCUCUGCUGAGCUUGGCACUUCUUAAGGACCUGGUGGCGGUCAUCAACACACUCCUCACACACAAGAGAUUGCCCCCUCCUGAGCUUGUGAUGGCACUUUAUGAACAUGUUCGGGAAAGAGGAACAAUAAACUUUGUCCCUGAGCUCAUACAUCUCACGUCAAAGAUUACAGAGGCGGGGUGUGUGUUCAGUGUUGAACAGUGUGAGAUGAUGCAGCUUCAUCUCGAGUUUUUGCAUGUAGCCAGACAUCAAAUGGACGUUUUCUGUGCAGUAAAAUGCAGGGCACUGGCCACUAACCCACACACUGCUGAGCUGUCAGAAUUGGCCCAGGCUGUAGUCCAAGUGGAGCUUUGCAAGCAGCAAGAAGACUGGCACACUCUGGCACAUGUGUUCUGCACUGUGUGCGGUGGUCGUUACAGCGCAGGAGAGCUGUCGAGGUUCUGCUGCUGUGUCACCAUGGCACUGCUGAAAGACACUAAAGACAAACUGACUCUGCCUUAUGAACCAUUUGCUGAGUCAGUUUGGCAGGAAGUGCCAACAGAUGAGAUGAUUAAAAGCUUUCUGGGACGUGUAGGAGUCUCGCUGAUGUUUAACUAUUACAGAGCCCAAGACUGGACCAAGGGUUUGAAGCUAUUGUAUGUGAUGGAUAGGCUGCAGAUGGAAUUCACUGUGCUCAAAGGGCUCUUUAGUAGUGAAAACGGAGCAUCUCGCUGUCAGCUUAUAACCAUCGCAACAGAGCUCUUUAUUAACAAUGGCAGCAUAGAGGGAGCACUGAACUUGCUCAAAGCUAAUGAAUGGUUUGUGAGCUCAAGUGUGUGGCCAUGUGACCAGGCUGACCUACAGAACCGCAAGAGAGUACUGACUCUCCUCGCUGACAAGACAUCAUACAGAGACACACUGGAGGUCCUCACUAAUUUACCUGGGCUUAAACAGCCAAUAGAUGGUGUUCAGGCAAGUGAGUACAAUACCAUGUUUAACGCACACCUUCGAAGGUGUGUGAUGAGUCACGUGUUGCCGGUCGGUGCAGACACACUUGAAUUCAUGCUGACUCAGGGAAUCCAACUGGACACAACAGAACUUCAACAACUCAUUCACAAACUAGGCAAACAGAACAGCUGGAGCCGAGCCAGGACUCUGUUCAAACGUGCUUAUUCUGCUGGUUAUUACUCUGGGGUUGUGUGGGAGGAGGACAGCUUGGCUCUGCCCUGUUGUCUCACAGAGAUCGAGAUGACUCUGGCUUUUGAGAUGUUUGUUGCCUGUAUUUGUACAAGCUUUAAAAAUCCCAUUGACUCUUCUCGACCACUGAUCAUCACACUCAAAAGGCGCUCUGGCCAUGAGGUGGCAAUGGAGAGCGUGUAUUUGGCAGCUGGUUGCCGUCUGCUUUCAGCAGCAUUGAUACCGAACCCCAAGCUGAACAUUCGUUACACAGCUGCCAGUCAGGAGCAGGAGCAGCUUUUUAAUCUGGAUCGUGGCUCUGCAGCUAAAUGGUUCUCACACAACCGAAGCUGGGCUCGGGGAUUGUGGGAAAACUCGCACACACUCAAAAAAGCCGAAACAGCCUUUCAAUAAAUUUUGGUGUGCUAGAAUGAACAUUUCUAUUCACAGUCUCUGAAAGACCAUUCUAGGUAAAUUGCCAGAAUCUCAACUGACAAAGCAACUGUAAACUAUUGUUCUAACAGAAUGUUGUUCUUGGAUAUAGAAAAAGAAAUGGCUUAUUAAAGACAGACUGAGAUUUUGUGCUCUGGGAUAAAGGGCAUCUUUGGAUGCGUUCUUUCAGGGAGAUAGAAUUUAACUUUUUUUUUCUUGGCUCUGCCUUUUUUUUUAUUUUUACAUUUCUUUUGCAAUUCAUUGUCUUGUUUCUUAAUGUUUUGUGAUAGAAAACCACUUAGCAAAUGAGCCCCAACCCUACACAGUUUAUGAUGCAUAGGAAUGUAUCAGUUUUUUGGCACUUAUUUUGCUUCCGCUUGGAGUCAGAUUUAACAUUUCAAAUUUUUGUUGUUUGUUUUGUGUGCCAUACUUAUGCUAAUAGGAAAUCGCUCAUGUUAGAAAUGAUGGGAGACAAUUUUGACACUCGCACACAUACAUUUUCAAAGACAGGAGUUGCAGUUUGUUCUGUUUUCAAUCAUUGUUCUAGAUAUUUAAAAUUACUAAGUUGAAUAAUUCUUGUGCACGAGACAAAGACAAAGAGUUUAGAUUGGAGACAAUUUCAGCUAGUACACAAGAACUUACAGAAAGGUGAUUAUACUAAACAUAGUAAAUGUGUAAAUUAAUGUUAAUUUUUUUUAUUUAUAUAGACCAGUACAGUAUUCUAGGCAACGGUGAUCAGUAAUCCUGUAGCCUAACAUUCUGUACCUGAAGAAUAACUAGUUUCAUGACCAGUUAGUUACAGUUCAGCCUGCAUAACAUCACAAGGUGUGUACUAGACAUGAUGGUGAACGACAGUUUGACCCUUGAAGCACAGCGUAAAGUCAUCCACCAGCUUCAUAAGCUUGCGGUAAGGGAAUUGAAUGUUUUAACAUGGUCAUCCCAACUAUCUGGUUUUCAUUGUAUGUGCAAAUUAUGUGUUAAAAAUACAUUUAAGCACAAAAAUUUCACAUGUCAGAAAGAGCUGGAAAUUUGCCAGGCACUGGUGUUCAUUGUCUUCGACAUACCGCGGAUAAUGGGGAAAAAGGGAAAAAUAGGAUCACACAAUUUAUGCACUUGGUUCUUGUAUGGCAGCGGCGUCCAAUCUUAUCCACAAAGGGUGGAUCCGGUGUGGGUGCAGGUUUUUUAUACCAUCCAAGCAGAUGCCUCACCUGAUUCCACCGGUUUAAUCAGUUGUUCUUUUUCUUUUAGUAGACUCUGGUGUGGCUUCUGCUUGGUUGGAAUAAAAACCUGCACCCACAUCGGUCCUUUGUAGAUAAGAUUGGACACCGUUGUUGUAUGGUUUCUAAUCUGUUAAAAGACAAAAAAUAAUCUGGAACUUAAUAGAAGCAACAAGAAACAGAAUUUGAAACGCUUUGUGACAUUAAAGUUAAUUAAAAAAUCUUUUUUUUUUUCUUUUUCAUUUGCAUUUGCGUUUUUGAAUAAAGAAAGCACAAGCUGCUGGAGUUUAGAGAACAGAUGCA